AUGCCAGCGAUCCGGUUACUGCUGUGUGACGUGCCACAGCUGAGCCGGCCCUCGGCUUUGUCCCGUGGCCAUGGCGAGCAUGGUCACCCCUUUCCCAGCUCGGUCCAUGCCAGGCAUCCCAUGCUCUGGUGCAGCACAAGGGCCAGGAGAGCGGCUGCGGUGGGGCGGUGGCGUUGUCAGGGCUCUGGCCGGGCUCCCCCUCUGAGCUGCCUCUGCUGUGUUUCAGGUUUGGCAUUUGUCAGUUGCGUGGGCGCCGAUGCCAACGUCACCACCGGCCACAGCACAGAGGGGCUCACCUGCAGCACAGCUGAGAGCUGCAUGGGGAACGUGACGCAGCUGAGGCGGCACGGUCACUUCUCCAGGUGCCCGGAGGAGUACAAGCACUACUGCGUCAAAGGGAGAUGCCGCUUCCUCGUGGCUGAGAAGGCACCAGCUUGUGUGUGCGAGCGAGGCUACACAGGAGCUCGCUGUGAGAGGGUGGACAUCUUCUACCUGCGAGGUGACCGGGGCCAGAUUGUGAUCAUCUCCUUGAUUGCUGCCAUCGUCACCCUCAUAGUCCUUGUCGUCUGCGCCUGCCUUUGCAGUCACCACUGUCGGAAGCAACGUAGGAAGAGGAAGGCAGAAGAGAUGGAGACGUUAAACAAGAAUUUGCCUUCCAAAAGUGAGGACGUGCUGGAGACGGGCAUCGUGUGAAGGAGCUCCAGGUACCUGCGGGCGGGUCCCGGACAGCGGCACCGGCUGGCUCCAUGGGCGAGGGCUAAAACUUACAACGGCUUGAAUAAAGGGGUGAUGGAAAGGUG
Molecule: messenger RNA, 800 nt
Organism: Athene cunicularia (burrowing owl)
Lineage: Eukaryota; Metazoa; Chordata; Aves; Strigiformes; Strigidae
Gene: BTC
Product: betacellulin
Exons: 6
Coding region: 1-693 (230 amino acids)
Biological process (GO): epidermal growth factor receptor signaling pathway; positive regulation of cell population proliferation; positive regulation of mitotic nuclear division
Source: RefSeq, a predicted model, not a curated record